Messenger RNA from Phalaenopsis equestris, 985 nucleotides. RefSeq lists its product as uncharacterized. The record is from RefSeq and is a predicted model, not a curated record. The transcript has 5 exons. Bases 111 to 704 code for a protein of 197 amino acids. Lineage: Eukaryota; Viridiplantae; Streptophyta; Magnoliopsida; Asparagales; Orchidaceae.
UUUGGUCUGUUUUCUUCAGUCCCGGGCGUUCUCGAAGUUAGUGGUGUCCCCGGCCUACGUAUUUUUAUCCUCAUCGGAAUCCUUUCUCCGAGAAACGAAGGUCUUCGUCCAUGGCGUUUGCUCAGUUCUUAUGCCCUCUUGUCUCACCGUCAUUCCAGCAUUCGGGAGCCGAUCGGCCGAGCUCAAUGUCUCCUCUUGCACCAUCGCUUGCCAGAACAGCUAGCCGCUUCGCCUUCAAGAGAUCCCAUCGAAAAGUAAGGGCUGAACAACAAGAAUCUGGUGCUAGUUUAGCUGCUGAUGCUUUUGCAAACAUCAAGCAUGUUCUUCUUCCGAUUACAGAUCGGAAUCCUUAUCUUUCGGAGGGAAGUAGACAGGCUGCAGCAACGACAGCUUCUUUGGCUAAGAAGUAUGGGGCAGAUAUCACAGUGGUUGUUAUUGACGACAAACCUAAAGAAUCUAUCCUAGAUCAUGAAUCUCAGCUGUCUAGCAUUCGGUGGCAUCUUUCAGAAGGUGGAUUUUCAGAAUUCAGACUUCUGGAACGUCUUGGAGAAGAAAAGAUGCCGACUUCCGUCAUUGGCGAGGUUGCUGAUGACCUCAAUCUCGAUUUGGUAGUAUUGAGCAUGGAAGCAAUCCAUUCAAAACAGGUUGAUGGGAAUCUAUUAGCAGAAUUCAUCCCCUGCCCUGUGCUGCUCCUUCCACUUUGACUCUUCCAGUUAUUACUUUGUUUCGACUCUCUUCUCUAGAGGUUUGUUCUAUUGAAUCUCUUACCAGGAAAACUUUCUUUAAUCCUUCAGAUUCAAUAAAACAACCACUUUUAACAGAGUUUUUUAUUUUUUUUCAAAUUUGCGUUAUAAAACUUUAAGUUGUGGCCUUGGCUAUCUUUAGAUUAGGUUAACAUGGAGUGUGAAUCUGCUUAGUUUUGUAUGCUGUUGUGAUUUUGAACAUAACAUACUAAUUGAUCAAUAAAUUCAUUGUUUUUGUUCUG